CUAGUAGCAUUUUCCGACACUUCCAAUGAGUGUCAAAGCUUGUUUAUCCGAUUAGAAUUUAUCAUUUGCCGCUAAACUUGCUCAUAGCGUGUCAUUUACUGUCCGCGGGGAAUGCUAUUCACGAUGCGCUCUUGCGAGCAAGUAUUCCGCCUUCUGAUUACGGUGAUUGCAUUGUGUGGGGCUCUGGAGGUAAAUAUCACAGGAUGUGAAAAAGACUGCAAGAAGAACCUGUUUAAGAGACAAAAAGAUUUCUGCAGCACGACAUAUUGUGUCCAAAAAUAUCUUGGCUCUUUAGUGAAAAACGCAAACAGUUCAGAAAGUACUCUACCGAAACCUGUUGCACCGAAACUGGUUGAAGCUGGGUGGCAGAAAAUACGAGUACGUUUUAAUACAACAGAGCUGAAGAACCACAGCGAUGUUGAUUAUAUUUUAGAAGUGAAGCCAUUAUGGGGUCGUCAAGAGAGAGGCCAGCACUAUGUUGUAUUUCCUUACAUAAAGCCAUACCUUCUUACCAAUCAUACAACGUAUACAAUUGAGGACCUCGAACCGAAUACUGGUUAUAAAUUUAGAGUGCUUGCUCUAAAACAAAACAGAUGGUCAACAUUUAGUAACUGGAGUAGUGUCAUGAAUACAACUGAAGUUUGCGAAGAACCUCCAUGUGGCGUAACAAAUAUCCGCUUGGAAUUGACAACCGAGAUACCUUAUCAAAAAAGAGUGAUUUUGAAAUCCCUUUUUCGUUGGAAGCGAAGUACUUCGUUCAGUGAAACAAACAAGACUCGGCUGCCUGGCGUUCAUCGAGAAAUUAAAGUAAUAAGCGAGUGUCGAAAGAUUUUUAACGACGAAAAUAAAUUCUCUGAAAGCAAGAACACUGGAUUGGAUACUUUCAUUAAGAAAGAAAAUGCAAGCUUCGUCAUCGAUGGAAAAGAUCAUCUUUAUUAUAAUUGUUGGUACAAGUUAGAGAUGGAGGCUGUGGAUAAGUUCGAAGCAACGACGCUUUCCUUAGCAAAAAGAAAAUGGAUUUUCCAUAUACCCAAGUGUAUAAAGAUCAGUAAAACAAUUAUUUGCGGAUGUGAAUAUGAGUUUGGUGGCGAUAAAGUAGUGACAGGCCAGAUGAAUGUGACUUACAAAAGAACAUCAGAAAAAACUGCUACUGUACAUUUUACUUGGAAUGAUGAAAUUUGGAGAAAUCUGAGUAGCUUUACCUAUCACGCGUUUACGAUAUACCGUGACGAGGACUUUUCCAAACCGGAACCGAAACCUUUCUAUAUGAAAUACUACAAUGUAACAUCGAAAGUUUCUAGUUACAACGCGACAUCACAUAAUCUAACAAUUGGAAAGAAGUAUGAUGCAUAUAUUAAAGGAUUCGCAGAUCAUCACUGUGAACACGUAGAAAGACAUAAUCUUUACUUUACUGUCGGUUUUCCAUGCGAAAAUAAAGUUUGUCCUAGCAAUAGUUCGUGUCGUAGAGUUGGAAACCAUGGUAAAAAAAGUGAAUGUAGAUGCCAUAGUGGUUUGGUAAUGCGUAAUCAAGAAUGCAUAGAUGAAAAACCAUGCGAGAAAAAUCCUUGUGGACCAAAAGAGACAUGUAAACCGAUUGCGAAAACGGGAAAAUAUAACUGCACAUGCGAAGGCAUGUAUAGGCCAUUAAAUGGAACUUGUGAAGAUAUAUGUGUGAUUUACCCUUGUGACAACAAAACCGAGAAAUGUAUACCGAAUCCAGAUACCGGGAAAGGGAUCUGUAUAUGCAAAGGCAACCUAGUGAGAAAAAAUGGAAUCUGUGUUUUAGAUGAAAAACCAUGCGAGAAAAAUCCUUGUGGACCAAAAGAGACAUGCAAACCGAUUGCGAAAACGGGAAAAUAUAACUGCACAUGCGAAGGCAUGUAUAGGCCAUUAAAUGGAACUUGUGAAGAUAUAUGUGUGAUUUACCCUUGUGACAACAAAACCGAGAAAUGUAUACCGAAUGCAGCAACCGGGACAGGGAUCUGUAUAUGCAAAGGCGAGCUAGUGAAAAAAAAUGGAAUCUGUGUUUCAGAAACCAAAAGUAAGAACGUGGAUGUUAUCCUUGUCGCUGUCUUGACGCCUCUUGCUGUGAUUCUGAUUGCUAUAAUCUUCAUCGUUUGGUUACGUAGAUGUCACAAGAAGCAAUUGAGUUUUAUAGAAACAGAAUUUGAAAACGCUAUGGAAACUAUAAUUUCAAAUAGGAGCAUCAUCAAUGUACGAUCUAUUGAUAUCGAUCUGCUGGGAGAUGGAGUGAGUGCAAAAGAGAUGAAUUUGAUUUACGUUUCUCAAGACAACAUUUACGAGAUUCCAGAAUAUAUAUUGGAGCCGAUUAGUCGAUAUGAACUUCCUCCCGAUUCUGUGCGAUUUCGCGGUCUGAUUGGCAAAGGAGCGUUUGGCAGAGUAUACGCUGGUGAAGCCCUUGGAAUUAACGGCAAUCCUGAAGUGACAGCAGUUGCAAUAAAAACACUAAAAGAAUCCGCUAAUGAAGAAGAACUUAGUAAUUUUUUACGGGAAAUUGAUCUAAUGAAAGACCUUGGGAUACAUGAAAAUGUCAUUAAUAUGUACGGUUGCUGCACAAAGUGUCGUCCAGUAUGCCUAGUGUUGGAAUACGCACCAGGUGGAAAUUUGCUCAAUCACCUGAGAGCUCUUAAAAAGAAGUGUAAAGAUAUCGUGGCUGCGCAGUCAGACAAAGUGAUGAAUUCUACCAACGAUCAUGCAGAAGAUUUCCAUGCAGAGAUCUCGAUCAGAAUAAAAGAGGAAAUUCGAGCUGCUUUGGAUUCAAAGGAAUUAGAAUCGUUUUCGCAUCAAAUUGCCGCUGGGAUGAAACAUAUUUCUGACCAUGGCAUCGUUCAUCGUGACUUGGCCGCAAGGAAUAUACUUCUUGGCAAAGACAAAAUAUUGAAAAUAUCAGAUUUUGGCUUGUCACGUGAAGAAACAUACGUGCAAAAACCUAGCGGGAAAGUUCCUUACCGUUGGUUGGCAAUUGAAGCAAUACAAGAACGAAGUUAUUCUACCGCCAGUGACGUCUGGGCGUUUGGAGUUGUUUUGUGGGAAAUAUGCACAUUGGGGGAGAUACCUUAUUCUGGAGUCUCGGACAGGCAACUCCUCGAUUUCCUACGAAGUGGAAAGAGAUUGGAGAAAGUUGAAAACUGCACGGAUGAUAUAUAUAAGAUAAUGUCCAGGUGCUGGAGUCAUCUACCAGAAGACAGACCAACAUUUGGAGCACUGUACGAGAAAUUGUGGGAACUUCGGAACAAGGGAAAAAUCUAUGUCAACAUAGACAGUCUAAUGAAACAAUCUCUUGAAACUGAAGAUCAUGGAAGUUCUGAAGAAACAAGCGAGAGUGAUAACAGCGCUGGUGAAAGUAUUGACCAUGAUGGACCACUCAUAAGUGCAACUCCACAGAAACCAAAUGAAAACAGCGGAUACGAAAAUGAUAUUAAAACAAAUAUCGAACAGUAAAAAGUGUUGUAGUCCAUUUAAUUACUACCACUACAUUUAAACACUAGAAAGGUCACGAAAAUUCUACGCGAUACCACAUGCAAAUAAUUCUUUUACCUUGAAAAUGUGAUCUAUGUAAUAUAUCUGUAAAUUCAAAGACAUCUUAAGGUGUUGGAUGGGUCAAAUUAACUUCUGAUGGAUGUUUUUUAGUCCAUUGACUGGUAUGGGCAGCGAAAUGUUUGGAAACAAUAUAUCUAUUAUUCCCUAAGCGAAAUGAUAUCAAAACUUAAACUGCACGAUGCUUACUAAUUUUAGUUCUUUGCGUGGGACGUAACGUGUCGUAAAAUUGAAUGUUUUGAAUGUAAAGACAGUUUAUAAUAUACUCUUUCUAUUUCUAUUUCUAUUUCAAAACGUCAUGUUACAUAAAUAAGAUUGUUCUGAAAGAUAGAAAAAAGUCGAAGUACGUUUUAUGUAUAUAUACGUGUAGAACUAAUACAUACAGUAUCGAUUGGAAAAAAUAAAAUAAUAUAA
Dendronephthya gigantea is the source of this 3972-nucleotide messenger RNA. Its product is annotated as proto-oncogene tyrosine-protein kinase receptor Ret-like. Lineage: Eukaryota; Metazoa; Cnidaria; Anthozoa; Malacalcyonacea; Nephtheidae. The record is from RefSeq and is a predicted model, not a curated record. Gene Ontology annotation, molecular function: protein binding; ATP binding; transmembrane receptor protein tyrosine kinase activity. Gene Ontology annotation, biological process: protein phosphorylation; positive regulation of kinase activity; cell surface receptor protein tyrosine kinase signaling pathway. Gene Ontology annotation, cellular component: signaling receptor complex. The coding region runs from base 112 to 3462 and encodes 1116 amino acids. The transcript is spliced from 27 exons.